This is a messenger RNA of [Torrubiella] hemipterigena, 814 nucleotides long. The record is from the annotation of a GenBank genome assembly. NCBI's taxonomy places the organism in Eukaryota, Fungi, Ascomycota, Sordariomycetes, Hypocreales, Clavicipitaceae.
GUCGCGAAUCGCUAUUAUCUCGGUCUUUCGGUGUCGCGGGUCAGAGAGUCUACUACGUUGCAGUAGUAGAAUCAGUGUGGUGCUAGCAAUAAGUAAAUGUAGCUAGUGCAGUAAUUUGUCAUAUCAUAGAAGCGUUGACUUAGUUUGCCACUAACAAUGGCACUUUAUAGCAUAAAUAAAUACAUAUCAUCCAGUGUUGGUUUGACCAGAUAUUUUGUAUAAGUCGCUUCCCUUGUCAUAUUCUUCUACUACCUGAAAUGCCAUCAUCUACUCUUUCUACCUACAACGGGAGCUGGAGCGCCGAAACUCGGGCAGUUCCAGCCCUCGCAUUCAUCGAGCAAUACGCUCGGACCGUGGACUCACUGAACCUCACUGCUGCCUUCUCAGAUUGGUACGCUCCCAGUAGCGUCUUCUACAACAGCGACGGCGUCAUCUACCGCGGCGGAGAUGAGAUAUGGACUUGGAUGAAGAGCCUGUUUGGCCCUUUCAGCGCCCUGCAUCACGACGUGGAGCGUAUCCGAGCGUUCGACGAAGAGGUGAUCUUUAAAGAUGCCAAGAUAUCUGCUACAAGAAUCAUCUUGGAGACUAAGACGGCGUUUACUGUAAAUGGCCUUCCUGGGGGUUCGCCAAUUGUCGUCCCGAGGUUGCUACAGUUCUUGGUUGGGGCAAGUGACGAGGAAGGCCAGGGAACGGAUGGGUUACAGAUUUUGGAGGCGAAUGUGUGGUGGGAUAGCGGAUCGCUACAGAAACAGAUUCGGGUUAGAAAAGAGUCAAAAGACGCAUCCUAAUGAACAAAGCGAUAAUAAUACCAUAG